GCAGCUCAAGAUUAACUUUGUUUGUACUUUGAUCUUCUUCUUCACUCUGCAGGAUGGAGAAACUGUGAGAUCCUUCACUAGAAAGGAAGGAGAACGCAUCACAGUUACAUGUGAAUUUGGCCUCUCUGGAAACAAGAAGUCCCUCUGUAAGGAAGUUUGUGAAGGAGGAAAUAUUCUCAUUGAAACAACUCAAAGCAGAGAUCGGAGAGGCAGAUAUUGGAUUCAAUAUGAAAAACGAGGCUUUCUGUCAUCUGAACAUGUUUAUGUGGGAAUCGAUGAGCUGAAACCGUCGGACUCAGGACUCUACCUGUGCCGUUCGAGUGGAACUGUCACUCAAAGUGACAACUUUCAACUUGUUGUGACAGAAGGCCCCAAAACAACAAGUUCUUCACUGUCUCCAUCAGAAACCAGCAAACUGUCUGAAGAGUCAGAAUCAGGUUUGCAGCUUUAUGUGAUUCUGUCUCUGGUCGCCAAGCUCAUCUGUUUAUCAACACCUUUGGUGAUUUUCUGCUGGAAGAGGAGAACCAUGAAAAGCAAAGAAUGAGUUUCAGAUCUUGCUGUGGAAACUCAGAACGCUCCCGUCUCUCAGAUCAAUCCAGAGGGAGGAAAUAAGAGGACAGACAAAACAAAUCAUCUGCUGAGGAAAUGUUUUCAGUUUCUUCCUGAACAAACACAGAUCAAAUCUAAACGGUUAUAAAAUUAUUAGAAAUUGUUUAGCACUUCACUGUGCAGAGAUGUUUCUGAACUCAAAGGUCCUCUCACAUUUUUCCUGUCUGGUCUCAGAAAAGUCAAACUCAAACUGUUAGCAAGUCUCUAUAAUCGGCGUUGAAGGUUUUAUAUCAAAAGCCAAUCAGAUUCCAUCAUUGUCACACUUUUGCCAAAUAACAAGAGUUUUGCCAUUUGGCUAAAAAAUUGUUUAUUCAUUCAAUGUUAUAGAAAAUGUUUGAAAGAUUAUCUAAUUGUGGUGUUGUAAAGAUUUUUUUUAAAAUAAACUCCUAGAAAUAUUUUGUAUUUUAAGAAAUUCAGUUUUCUAUGUUAGCAUUAAAAUAUGAGGAUAGGACCUUAAAUAAGAUAAAAGUAUCAAAUCCAAGUAGGAAUAAUUUAGAUUUGGAUGAAAACUACAAACAUAGAAAGGAUUAGAACACUAAUAUAGAUUUAACAUUUCUUAGACAUAUAACUAAAUAUAAUAACCAUGUUAUAAAACAUUCUUUAAAAUGAUCAAAAUAAUCAGAAACUCUUUUAAUUAAAACUGUUUGGUCUGAUCAGCAAUAAUCUACAGAAACUUUGACUCUGCAGUAAAAGUAGUAGUGCCCUCUGGCGUUCAGAGGAGGAACUGCAUCCUGCAGAGAAGUUCCUGGUUUAUGAGUGAAGCAGGAAGAGAAGCAGUUAGAAACCAUCAGCAGCUCAGGAUGAAGGUCUGUCUGAUCUGCCUCUUCUUCCUCACUGCUCUGCAGGAUGGAGAAACUGUGAGAACUUUCUACAGAGAGGAAGGAGGAAGCAUCACAGUUACAUGUAAAUUUCGUUAUUCUGGAGAGAAAAGGUUUCUUUGUAAGGAAACUUGUGAAGGAAAAAAUAUUCUCAUUGAAACAACUAAAGACGGAGAUGAGAGAGGAAGAUUCAGAAUCAGAUAUGAAGGAAGAGGUUUUACCGAAUCUGAUUUUCUCCAUGUGAGCAUCAGAGAUCUGAAACCGUCAGACUCAGGACGGUACCGGUGUCGCUUAGAAGAUACAUGGAGAGGAAUUCAGUACGAUGAUUUUGAUCUUGUUGUGACUGAAGAUUCUCCAGAACCAAAAUGGACUCCAAAACCUUUUAUAGGAUCAACUUUUCUCCCAACAUCAACUCAGAGUUUCUCUCCUUCUCCAUCUGAAGUCAAUAAACUCUCUGAGAAACCAGCUGCAGCUUCAGAUCUGCUGCUUUAUGUGGGUCUGGUUCUGGUUCUUGUCGUCCUGAUCGUCUCCUUGGCAGCAGCUCUGCUGAUUUUCAUCAGGAGGAAAAACUUCAGUCAACAGAAAGGUCUUUCUGAAGAAACAGAAUACGCCAACUUCUCCAAGGCUAAAGAUGAUGCAGUAGAGUACUCUGAGGUCCAGUUCCUGAAUGGUGCCUCGCCUUCAGCCCACAGCGCCCCCUGUGGUCAUGCAGAAAACGUCACUUACUCAGAGAUUCAGAUGAACAGAAUCAGCAAUGAUUCUGCUCUUUACUCCAACAUCAGUUUACAGCAGUAGCUCUGCUGGUUUUAAAGCUGCAGGUUUAUUGGUUUUAAUUUUUCUAAAAGAGUAACUGAUAUUUAAAAAUAACUACAGAAAUAGUUCAGAAACUGGAAUUCGCUUCCAGUAGAUUUCUUUUUUCAGAUAAGCACAUUAAUCCAUUAAAGUAAAAAAAUUGUAUAUUCACUCAUUAUUUCCAGUUGUAUUUAAUAAUUUAAAUUUAAGGAGUUCUCAUCUUUGUGCUGACUUUAAUUUUUGUUACUCCAGAAGAACUGAAUGUCUGUUUCUGAACGUUGAUGUUGUUGUUUAGUAAAACUAAAUGCUAACUGUGAAUUGUUUUACUUCUAUUUUGAUACAAAGGGACAUACUUGUGUAAAAAUUGACAUAAAUGUUGAUAUCUUUUUAU
Poeciliopsis prolifica (blackstripe livebearer) is the source of this 2610-nucleotide messenger RNA. RefSeq lists its product as uncharacterized. The transcript has 11 exons. Lineage: Eukaryota; Metazoa; Chordata; Actinopteri; Cyprinodontiformes; Poeciliidae. Bases 1362 to 2222 code for a protein of 286 amino acids. The record is from RefSeq and is a predicted model, not a curated record. Gene Ontology annotation, molecular function: transmembrane signaling receptor activity. Gene Ontology annotation, cellular component: plasma membrane.